Messenger RNA from Drosophila busckii, 893 nucleotides. RefSeq lists its product as uncharacterized. NCBI's taxonomy places the organism in Eukaryota, Metazoa, Arthropoda, Insecta, Diptera, Drosophilidae. The record is from RefSeq and is a predicted model, not a curated record. The transcript is spliced from 4 exons. Bases 84 to 884 code for a protein of 266 amino acids.
AUUUAAAGAAUUUAGAAUAUUUAAAAUUACAAGAUGUUAUUCAUAAGAUACGCCCGCUCGAGAGGUUUUCGGUUGAGCUUGCUAUGGAAGACGAAAACAAAAAUCAGGCUAAAGGCCAAAUGCUCAGUGCAAUUAUAUUGAAGGCUCUCAAGAAUCCACUUAACCUGGAGGAAUUGGUAUGCACGUACUCGGCAACAAUAAUGUUGCUUCUUCUGGAUCGGGAAAUGCAAAGCAAACGAUUGGAAAUUCUAAGCGAGAGCUUCAAUUACUCUGAUAUGUUAAAGCCAACCAUGAUCCACUAUGCCACACGGGAGCUGCUGGAGACGUUUAAGCAUUUAGCCAGUCUAAAGGAGGAGGAACCCGAAGACUUUGAUUACAUGUUAUAUUUACUUGCCUAUAUGCCCCAUAUUAUAAUUGCUAGUGAGACUGGAAAAUUUAUAUCGUUGUCCUUACUGCGAUCAUUUAUUGCCGACUUGACGAGGUCUCCUCCCAUAGUGAUGCAUAUAUAUCGAAGUAUUUCAGAAGUCUAUCAAAUGAUUAAAGCAAUGGACAUGACGGAGAUUUUGGGUGAAUGGUCGCUGCUAAAGAUCUAUAUAUUUGUACGAAGCUUUAGCUUGAUUUUGACCACGGCUGCACUAAACACAAACAACGCAGCGCUUAAACAAGCUGGUUAUCGCGGUUUUGAGUUACCCCAGGGAGAAACGGAGCUGGAGAUGAGUAAUUGGUUUAAAACACUACGAAAUAGGCUAGGCGAGAAGCAUAAAAAUGACAGCAGUAGGCAAAGUGCAGAGCUCCUACGAUUCAUUGACUUUAAUAUUCUAAACUUUUUAAGUGAAUCGGGAACCGAAGUAACUUCUGAAGCUGGAAAUGAACCUUCUGCAUAAUAUAAACAC